Penicillium verhagenii is the source of this 2664-nucleotide messenger RNA. It is a transcript of the gene atrR, whose product is annotated as transcription factor atrR. Gene Ontology annotation, biological process: regulation of DNA-templated transcription; DNA-templated transcription. The transcript is spliced from 4 exons. The record is from RefSeq and is a predicted model, not a curated record. The coding region runs from base 1 to 2664 and encodes 887 amino acids. Lineage: Eukaryota; Fungi; Ascomycota; Eurotiomycetes; Eurotiales; Aspergillaceae. Gene Ontology annotation, molecular function: zinc ion binding; DNA binding; DNA-binding transcription factor activity, RNA polymerase II-specific.
AUGGAUGGCCUGGGGGAUGGCGAUGGCAUGGGCUUUGACAUGCAACCCAUGAUGAUGAACCAACAAUCCCAGCUGUUUGGAGGUUAUACCCAUGAUGGCUCGCAAAUGUCUAUUCCUGGUGGUUCCAUGUACCCCGAUGAUUCUUUAUUGGGCGUGGGGGACGAUGGCAACGAUGGCAACGAUGGCAACGAUGUCAACGACGCCAAAAGGCGACGUAUUGCUAGGGCAUGCGACAUGUGCCGAAAAAAGAAGAUCAAGUGCGACGGAAAGAUGCCCAAGUGCUCGCACUGCAUCAACUAUAAAACAGACUGUAUUUUCACACAAGUAGAAAAGAAACGAAAUCCGCCCAAAGGAGCCAAGUACAUCGAAGGAUUGGAGAAUCGUUUGGGUCGCAUGGAGUCUUUGCUGCGAUUAUCUGGUCUUUUGUCCGAAGGUGAUAAUGGAAAGACAGAUCUAGGCACACUUGAGAAACGACUGGCCGAUCGAACGAAUGCCUUGAGUGCGGCGAGAAAUGCAAAUCAGUUUACAGCUCCGAGUGCAACCCAGCACGCCGCCGCGACCUCUCACAAUACCACCCCCCGCAUGGAUUCGCAGUCCAGUCCACGAACCACCGCCGCUACAUCACCUGAAUCUCAAAAGUCUGAGACCGAAGUGGAGGCCCUGUCGGACAUGAUGUGCUCAUUAGUCACCAAUAACUGUGGAGAGACUAGAUACAUUGGUUCUUCGUCCGGAUUUUCGAUCUUCUCUCCAAAGGGUAUUCAAUGGGUCAACGAAAAGACAGGAGAUACUUCAUUCCAAGAAAUGAUCUCAUCGGCCUAUGUUGACGAUAAUAAAUGGAUGUACUGGAAGCCGGAGAUCUUCAGCGACAUUUUCGCUCGGAGGGUCUUCAAACCCUUGCCCCCGAAGGAGGAGGCUCUUUCUUUAUUCAAAGACUUCUUCGAAAACUUCAAUUGCAUGUUCCCUCUGUUCCACGAGGCGACAUUUAUGCAUUUAGUGGAUCGCCAAUAUUCUCGCGACCCAUAUGAAGGCUCUGGGUGGUGGGCUAGUAUCAAUGUUGUGCUGGCUAUUUCCCAUCGACUCCGAGUGAUGAGCAAUCUUGUGCCACACGAGGAGGACAAGAAGGCUUGGCUGUACUUGAAGAAUGCUAUGGGUGUUUUGACUGAGUUGACGAUGCGAAACGCUGAUCUUUUGAGUGUCCAAGCACUCUUGGGAAUGUCUCUGUUCCUACAAGGUACACCCAACCCGCAACCUGCUUUCUUCCUGGUUGCAGCGGCCAUUCGCCUGUCACACAGCAUUGGCUUGCAUAAGCGUGGCUCUGGCUUUGGAUUGAACCCAGUGGAGAUGGAGCAGCGAAAGAGGGUCUUUUGGAUUGCUUAUACUCUUGAUAAGGACCUCUGUCUACGGUCUGGCCGACCACCUGUGCAGGAUGACGACGAUAUGAACGUUGAGCUUCCAAGCGAAGACCCGCCAGACAACGUUGGUAAUGUCCCACUUGCUGACGGAAUAGGCAAAUUUAACCUCUUCCGGUCCUUGUGCGAGUUUGCCACGAUUGAGAGCAAGGUCUACAAGAAGCUUUACUCGGCCAAAGCAUCUCGGCAGUCAGAUGGUGAAUUACUCAGCACCAUUGGUGAGCUUGAUAAGGAGCUCGAAGACUGGAAAGACAGUAUUCCCGUUGAUUUCCGCCCAGAACAUGAUAUUCAAGCCACUCAUGGUCCUCUCAUCCUUCACGUUGUGGUCCUGCACUUUUCAUACUACAAUUGUCUAACCACUAUUCAUCGUAUGUCCGUACACCAUGGUUACUGGACAAGUCGUUUAUCCAACUACGCCAUUCAGGGCCUGAAUGCCCGACCAUUGAACCCGAGAGUCUUCCUCUCCGCAGCACUCUGCGUGACUGCGGCUAGGGCGUCAAUCAAUCUGAUCAAGUAUAUCCCUCAAGGCGAUUUUGCCUGUGUAUGGUUGAUUCUUUACUAUCCCGUGUCUGCUCUUGUUACUCUCUUCGCCAAUAUUCUUCAAAACCCCAGCGAUGCCCGUGCUCGGUCAGACGUGAAAUUGAUGAACGUAGUCGUCAAUUUCCUGUCUACCUUGGUUUCUGACGAGUCUAACGGUAGCAUCAAGCGGAUGCUUUCUCUCUGUGGCGAGUUUGAAAGAAUCGCAAAGGUGGUUCUGGACAAAGCCGAGAAAGAGUCUCAUGCGCGUAAGAAGCGGAAGAACGCACCUGGCGAUUCGACCCAGCCAAAACGGGAUGAAUAUGAAGAAGAACUUAAUGCAUCCAAACCUCAACCGCCUCCCUCCUCAUCGACGCCUUUCACACCAGCAAUGUUUACCAACGAUCCUACCGUCCCCACCCCUUCACCUAACACAGCCAAGACCUUUGGCCCAGAUCCCACCUUGCCUUCAAACACCGGCAUCCCCAACCCAAUGUCUGCAUAUAGCCAAGGCUUCUCAGAUAUGCUGAGCCCCAACCAAAUGGAUAGUGUUCCGUUCGGUGAACAAGCCCCAAUCGGCCAAAGUAGUCCAAACAUGGCAGGUUCUUUCCAGCAGCCAUUCGUUCCACAAGACCUGUGGCAGAUGCCGAUGACGAUCGAAUGGGACUGGGCAGACAUGUCCUCCAACUUCCCUAUCUUCGAAGCCGGAGAGGGUCCUAGUCAACCGCCUCCGCAGUGA